GUUUUGAGUAUUUAAAUAAAGUUUUACGGAUUGAGUUGUAACCAAACCCCCCCGUCUGAGUGUAGUAGGCUCCCGGAAGAAAGUUUGUGCUUCUUACUUACUAUUGGUCAAAAGUUACCCGCGAAACCGACGUCAUCCGCAAUUUCGCGCCAGAUCUGCUGCUCUAGUCGUGCAUACAAGAAGAGACGUACCAGCAACGAUGUCUUCCCCAGCUUCAACUCCUGGCCGCAAACGUGGCAGAAACGCCAACCCCCCCACACGGACUCCUCGGCGGGGGAUCUGAUGCCGAUGCCGACCUCGCCAGCGACGGACAUGCUCAGUCCAGCUGCACCUCAGGACACGUCUCUGUUGUCCAGCCCCCGACCUUCAGGGCCGAAUGAAGUGGACAUCAGCUCCCCCCUCGUGUACGGGACCCCCAGCUCCCGGGUUGAAGGCACUCCUCGCAGCGGGGUGCGUGGCACGCCAGCCAGACAGCGCCCGGAUUUGGGAUCUGUCCGGAAGGCCCCACAAGUGGAUCUCCACUCUGACCAGCCGAGCGCCGACAACGCAGUCGCCAGCGAACCGAGCGCCGGGCAGAACCUGGUGAUUUGGGGGACGGACGUCAAUGUUGGGGCGUGCAAAGAGAAGUUCCAGAGGUUUCUGCAAAGAUUCAUCGAUCCGACUUCCACCGAGGACGAGAACGCCGGUCUGGACCUCAACGAGCCGCUGUACAUGCAGAAGCUGGAGGAGAUCAGUGUGGUCGGGGAGCCGGUCCUGAACGUGAACUGUCGUCACGUGCAGUCCUUUGAUGCAGAACUGUACCGCCAGCUCAUCUGCUACCCACAGGAAGUCAUCCCGACCUUCGACAUGGCCGUCAACGAGCUUUUCUUUGAGCGUUUCCCAGACUCGGUCCUGGAGUACCAGAUCCAGGUCCGCCCGUACAACGCCUUAAAAACCAAAAACAUGAGAAAUCUGAACCCUGAAGACAUCGAUCAGCUGAUCACCCUCGGCGGCAUGGUGAUCCGCACUUCGCAGCUCAUCCCCGAGAUGCAGGAGGCGUUCUUCCAGUGCCAGGUGUGCGCCUUCAGCGCCCGCGUGGAGGUGGAUCGCGGCCGCAUCGCCGAGCCAGCCGUGUGUCGCAACUGCAACAACACCCACAGCAUGACGCUGGUGCAUAACCGCUCGGUCUUUUCAGACAAGCAGAUGAUCAAAAUUCAAGAGUCUCCUGAAGACAUGCCCGCCGGUCAGACGCCGCACACCACCAUCCUGUACGCCCACAAUGAUCUAGUGGAUAAAGUGCAGCCAGGAGACCGAGUCAACAUCACCGGCAUCUACAGAGCGGUCCCCAUGCGCGUCAACCCCCGCCAGAGCAACGUGAGGUCGGUCUACAAGACCCACAUCGACGCCAUCCACUUCCGCAAGACGGACGAGAAGCGCCUCCACGGCUUGGACGAGGACGCGGAGCAGAAGCUCUUCACGGAGGACCGCGUGCAGACCCUGAAGGAGCUGGCCGCCAAGCCCGACGUCUACGAACGCCUCGCCUCCGCUCUGGCGCCCAGCAUCUACGAGCACGAGGACAUCAAGAAGGGCAUCCUCCUGCAGCUGUUCGGCGGCACCCGUAAGGACUUCAGCCAGACCGGUCGUGGAAACUUCCGCGCCGAGGUCAACAUCCUCCUGUGCGGAGACCCCGGCACCAGCAAGUCCCAGCUGCUGCAGUACGUCUACAACCUGGUGCCCCGAGGCCAGUACACGUCGGGGAAGGGCUCCAGCGCCGUGGGCCUCACCGCAUACGUGAUGAAGGACCCGGAGACCCGGCAGCUGGUCCUGCAGACUGGAGCCCUGGUGCUCAGCGACAACGGCAUCUGCUGCAUUGACGAAUUUGACAAGAUGAGCGACAACACACGUUCGGUGCUGCACGAGGUGAUGGAGCAGCAGACCCUCUCCAUCGCCAAGGCCGGAAUCAUCUGCCAGCUGAACGCUCGCACUGCUGUGCUGGCAGCUGCGAACCCCGUCGAGUCUCAGUGGAACCCCAAAAAGACCACCAUCGAAAACAUCCAGCUGCCUCACACGCUGCUGUCCAGGUUUGACUUAAUCUUCCUGAUGCUGGAUCCUCAAGACGAGGCGUACGACCGACGGCUGGCCCACCACCUGGUGUCUCUGUACUACCAGACCGAGGAGCAGAUGGAGGAGGAGUUUCUGGACAUGGCCGUGUUGAAGGACUACAUCGCGUACGCUCGGACCUACAUCAGCCCCAGACUGAGCGAGGAAGCCAGCCAGGCCCUCAUCGAGGCCUACGUCGACAUGAGGAAGAUCGGCAGCGGGCGCGGGAUGGUGUCCGCCUACCCCCGACAGCUGGAGUCGCUGAUCCGGCUGGCGGAGGCUCACGCCAAAGUGCGCUUCUCCGAGAAGGUGGAGACCAUCGACGUGGAGGAGGCCAAGCGGCUCCACAGAGAGGCCCUCAAGCAGUCGGCCACCGACCCCAGGACAGGGUUUGUGGACAUCUCUAUCCUCACCACAGGCAUGAGCGCCACCGCUCGCAAACGGAAGGAAGAAGUCGCCCAAGCCCUGAAAAAGCUGAUCCAAGCCAAAGGAAAGACGCCGGCGAUGAAAUACCAGCAGCUGCUGGAAGACCUCCGAGGACAAUCUGAAACCGCCGUCACCAAGGAGCUUUUCGACGAGGCUCUGCGCGCUCUGGCAGACGAGGAUUAUUUGACCGUCACCGGGAAGACCGUCCGGCUGCUGGCUUGAGGAUCAAUCUGCUGCCAUGUACAGUCCUGGAUCAUUCAUCCAGACCCAGUCCGGUUCCUCCGGCAGCAUGUAAAGAGAGUUUGUAUCAUAAUGUUUUCUGAGGAUUGUUUUCAUUAAUGUGAAGAUCUGGAAUCCUGAUGGCGUUUAGGACAGUUCUAUUGUUAGUAUUUAACUGUUUAUUUUGCUUCUUUUCUGCUUCUUUGUAUUGAGCUGAGGCUGCUUUGUCCCAAAACGCCACAUUAAUGUCUGCUUAAGAUUACAGCAGAAGAUUGUAGUUGUGGAAUGCAUGCUAAAAAAAAAUUAAAAAAAUUCACUGA
This is a messenger RNA of Oryzias melastigma (Indian medaka), 3044 nucleotides long. RefSeq names its product minichromosome maintenance complex component 4 (gene mcm4). Lineage: Eukaryota; Metazoa; Chordata; Actinopteri; Beloniformes; Adrianichthyidae. Gene Ontology annotation, cellular component: MCM complex; nucleus. The record is from RefSeq and is a predicted model, not a curated record. Gene Ontology annotation, biological process: DNA strand elongation involved in DNA replication; mitotic DNA replication initiation; DNA replication. Gene Ontology annotation, molecular function: single-stranded DNA helicase activity; single-stranded DNA binding; ATP binding.